AUGCUUACACACUCUCCAAAUUUAUCACGACCAAAUAAUACGACACAACCCAAUUUAACUACUAAUUCUAACAACACUGAUAGUGGAAACAUAACUGACCUAAAUAAUCUCUCUGCUCCUACUAGUCCUCAAUCUAAUAUUGAAAUUUAUUCUACCACUAUUAAACUUCCCCAAUUUUGGACAUAUUGUCCAGAAGCAUGGUUUAUACAUGCUGAAAUGCAAUUUGCAAAUAGAAGGGUAACACAAGACAUUACUAAAUAUGAAUACAUUGUUACUUCUCUACCUCAAGAUGUGAUAGUAACAGUACUUGACGUCAUUCAGAAUCCUCCCACAGGUAAUCGUUAUGACCAUUUAAAGAAGAUUCUUAUUGACAGACAUUCUAUGAGCGAAAAUAGAAAAUUAGAUAAAAUCUUGUCUGAUUCUGAGAUUGGAGAUCGAAAGCCGUCUGAAUUUUAUCGAUCUUUAGCUUUACUUUCAAAUUCAAAUUUUAGUCCUGAAGUUCUUAAGAAAAUAUGGUUAAGAAAAUUACCAACGAGUUUAAAUGUUGCUUUGACUGGUUCGAAUUUGACAGAUAUUAACGAAUUAACACGCUUAGCUGAUAAUAUGUGGGAUGUAUUACAUGGAAAUGAGAUAGCUAGCGUUAACGACAAUACUCCAAUACAUUCCAAUUCUUCUAAUCUAGAAAAAGUAGUUGAGAACCUUGUACAAGCUACUACCAAUAUCUGUAACAGUUUCAAUAAUCUUUCACUAGAUAUUGCCUCAAUUAGAAAUCAGUUAGAGGGACAACAGUACAGAUCUUUAAAUAGACGUUUUAGUAGAAGCCGAUCUCGUUCUAGAUCUACUAAUAGAGAUUGGGUUUGUAGAUUUCAUUACAGAUACGGAAGUGAAGCAAGAAAGUGUGAAUAA
Messenger RNA from Lucilia sericata (common green bottle fly), 906 nucleotides. RefSeq lists its product as uncharacterized. The transcript has a single exon. The record is from RefSeq and is a predicted model, not a curated record. NCBI's taxonomy places the organism in Eukaryota, Metazoa, Arthropoda, Insecta, Diptera, Calliphoridae. Bases 1 to 906 code for a protein of 301 amino acids. Gene Ontology annotation, molecular function: protein binding.